UACUAACCGCCACAACAGUUCACGUUCAGUUCGCUUUGCGCCGGCGAAUCCGAGGAAAGUUUUUUGAGUUAGCUGAACCGCUGGUAAAAGUGUGUGGACGAUCCAGCCAAUUGAUAUUGCGAUAAGAGGCGGCGAGCAAAAGUAAUUACCUCAUAGCCAUCACCGUUCGAAAAUAGUAACCGUGUUUUCUGUGAUACUGUCUGCGCAUAAACCAAGUAACAUAGCCACCAACACAACACAUAAAACCCACCAAAAUGAUCAACAUGGACAUUAGCGUUACGCCCAACUACUCGUACAUCUUUGAUUUCGAGAACGACUUCAUUCACCAGCGCACGCGCAAAUGGAUGCUAGAGAACUGGACAUGGGUGUUCUACUACUGCGGCAUCUACAUGCUGGUAAUAUUCGGUGGUCAGCACUUUAUGCAAAAUCGGCCGAGAUUUGUACUGCGCGGCCCGCUGAUCAUAUGGAACACCCUGCUGGCCAUGUUCAGCAUCAUGGGAGCCGCUCGAACGGCGCCGGAGCUGAUUCACGUGCUGCGUCACUACGGACUUUUCCACUCCGUCUGCGUGCCCAGCUACAUCGAGCAAGAUCGCGUGUGCGGCUUCUGGACCUGGCUCUUCGUGCUCAGCAAGUUGCCAGAACUGGGCGACACGAUAUUCAUCGUGCUCCGCAAGCAGCCUCUUAUCUUCCUGCACUGGUACCAUCACAUCACCGUGCUGAUCUACUCGUGGUUCAGCUACACGGAGUACACCAGCUCGGCCCGCUGGUUCAUCGUGAUGAACUACUGCGUUCACUCGGUGAUGUACAGCUACUAUGCGCUUAAGGCGGCCCGCUUCAAUCCGCCCAGGUUCAUCUCGAUGAUCAUCACAUCACUGCAGCUGGCGCAGAUGAUCAUUGGCUGUGCGAUCAACGUGUGGGCCAACGGCUUCCUGAAGACGCACGGCACCUCGUCCUGCAACAUCUCGCAGCGCAACAUCAACCUGUCGAUCGCCAUGUACUUCAGCUAUUUUGUCCUGUUCGCGCGCUUCUUCUACAAGGCGUACCUGGCGCCCGGUGGCCACAAGAGCCGUCGCAUGGCCGCCUCCCUGGCCGCCCAGAAUGCGGUCAAGCAGUCGAGCAGCCCGCCGCAGACCAGCGAGAGCUCCAAGUUCAUCGGCGCUGGCGAGGAUCAGGCCGCCUAUCUGCGCAAGGCCAAGGCGCAGUAAGGAGAAGAGCAGCGAGCCACGCCCUACGCCCACGCCCAAUCCCACUCCAAAAACACCAUUACCAAACACCACCACUCCCCCCUGUUAACGGCUAAGGACAUUUAUUUAUGUAGCGGUGUACAAGUUGUUUUUUAAUUUUAAACCUGGGUGGCACACACACGAUCGAUCGUUCGGUAGAGAGUUUAAUUUGUAAGCGAAAAGUUGUACCGGGUGGACAGGCAUACAUACGAACUACUAUAUAUUUCUGAACAUGUAUAUAAGAAACAGACGAACCAAAAUUCAGUCAUUAAACUGUACGUAACUGGGUGCAUUAUGCGUACACGUAAUACGUAAUACGUAAUACGUAAUGCGUAAGGCUUAAAGAUUAGAGUGUGCUGGCAUGAAUUUAAAUGUCUAGAAUUGUCCAUGACCACCCAGCCAAAGGGAAAUAAUGUUGCAGAAAAGGGACUUAGCUGCUUUACUAGUUGGUUAAACUAUUAGUCACUCCGAAAACUCUAUAUGUAUUUUAACAGCUACAGUUCUUUGCAGUAACUUUAAACGUGUGUUGUCUAGCCCAAAGUCGUGAAUGUAUAGAUUAUAUAGUUUGCAGAAUUAUUGACAGCCACUAAAUUAACGUUUGUUUUUCAGUUAGCCUUCGUUUCCAUUUCGAUAUUUGCGUUGUCAACGGUUAUUUGCCUUCUCAGGUGGGAUUUUGUGUUGCCUCCCAAUUUUAGUUAAAAUUCUCAAGAAGGUUCAGACUCCUGCCCAUAUUUUUGAAUAUCACUCUGUAAGCGAUACAUAAAGAGCGGGCAUUUUUGGUUUAUAAUUCAACUAGAGUUACUGGAAAAGUGUUUUUCAACGCAAAUUUGUGUAGUUGGGGUCUGAGAACUUUGUACUUCUAAGUCUAUACGCAUAUAUGUAUAUUUAUAAAACCUAUAUUAACGGAAUAUUAAACAAGUGAAAACAAAGGAAACCAUUACCAACCAAUAACAAAACACUAUAAGUUAGUCUAUUGUUCCAAGAUCCAGAGCGCAAAUUGUUAUUGUAAAGUAAUAAAGUGUUUUGAAAUCUGUAUAAAUUACCAAUAUCUGUAAUAGUCUAAUCUCGAUUGAUGAAAAUUCUGCUGACUGACUGGAUCGAAAUUUGUCGAGUCAUAUCCUUCACUCGCCAAUUGCCACAUUUUCAUAGUCACAGAACAAAUAAGUUUCGCAAAAUGAAGCCAAUCAGUCAGUACAGUUUUAAGUAAGUGUCAUAAUGCUAAUAAGGUUGGAUUUUGUUAGGGGAAGGCAUUUAUUUUUUAGCCUGUGUUGAAUGCACCUUAAUAUUACUUCAUUUACUUUGCUGCUUUUUUGUAACUUAGAAAUACUAAAGAAAGUCCUUGAACGUAACAUAAAAACAAAGUAACCAGAGGAAAGUUAAAAUUAUAUUUAUAUUUGUAAGCGAACCGAAAAGGGAAAGAGUAAAAACCAAGAACUUGAAAAGCAA
This is a messenger RNA of Drosophila ficusphila, 2669 nucleotides long. It is a transcript of the gene Baldspot, whose product is annotated as elongation of very long chain fatty acids protein 6. Gene Ontology annotation, biological process: sphingolipid biosynthetic process; fatty acid elongation, polyunsaturated fatty acid; very long-chain fatty acid biosynthetic process. The transcript has 5 exons. Gene Ontology annotation, cellular component: endoplasmic reticulum membrane. The record is from RefSeq and is a predicted model, not a curated record. Gene Ontology annotation, molecular function: fatty acid elongase activity. Lineage: Eukaryota; Metazoa; Arthropoda; Insecta; Diptera; Drosophilidae. Bases 255 to 1205 code for a protein of 316 amino acids.